AUGCGCUGCCCAAAUCAGCUAUUUUUAACCAACCAAUAUUUUGGACUAGCACUCCCUAAUACUUGGCCGUACUAUUCUACUACUCUAAAAUUGACUACUACUACUCGACGGAUCAGCAAAAUCAGUAACUCCUGUCCCCCCGGUUCUGGUCAUAAGUGCCUCGUAGUUGAUGAUCGCGAAGCCAGACUCGGAGAGAGGUGGAUGGAAUUUCAGGGAAUCAAUAACUGGGACGGUUUGCUUGAUCCUCUAGACAGUGAUCUUCGCGAGGAGAUCCUAAGGUACGGGGAAUUUAUAGAAGCGGCCUAUGACUGCUUCGACUUUGACACAUCAUCAGCCACGUAUGCGACCUGUCGGUAUCCCAAGGGCACAAUGCUGACGCAUUGUGGACUGGGACAGAGUGGGUACAAGGUAGUAAAAAGCUUGCAUGCCACGUGUAAUGUUCAAAUGCCACGGUGGAUCGAGAGAAUCCCCAACUUGAUGCUGCCGCAAUCCAGCUGGAUUGGUUACGUGGCGGUAUGUGAUGACGUGGAUGAGAUUGCCCGGCUCGGUCGCCGUGACAUUGUGAUUGCUUAUAGAGGUACUGCCACUUGUUCGGAAUGGCUUGAAAAUUUACGUGCCACGUUGACUUGCGUGCCCGGUGACAUGACACCUUAUGAAAAUAACGAACCAAUGGUACAGAGUGGAUUCUUGAGCAUGUACACAUCAAAGAUUGAAGGUCAUUCAAGCUUACAAGAUACAAUAUCAGAAGAAAUUACCAGUAUUCUCAAUACUUAUAGUAAUGAAUCUCUAAGUAUAACAAUUACAGGACAUAGUCUUGGAGGAGCCUUAGCUAUACUUACAGCAUAUGAUAUAACAACAAAAUUUAAUAACUUGCCUAUGGUGACAGUGUUGUCAUUUGGAGGGCCUAGAGUUGGUAACAAGAGAUUUAGAUGCCAGUUGGACAAAAAUGGUAUAAAGGUACUAAGAAUAGUCAACUCUGAUGAUCCAAUAACAAGAGUUCCGGGAUUCGUGAUUGAUGACAUGGCAAGCCGAGGGGAUGCCACGAUGGCAAGACUGCCAAGCUGGCUUGAAAAGUAUAUGGAAGAUACCCAAUGGGUGUAUGCUGAGGUGGGGAAGGAGCUUAAGUUGAGCAGCAAAGAUUUAAUUAGCAAAUUAAACGUAGCCACGUGUCAUGAUUUGAAGACAUAUUUGCACUUGGUGAAUAAUUUUGUUAGAGAGACAAAAGAGAUUUACAAACAGUGUUAA
Messenger RNA from Capsicum annuum, 1245 nucleotides. Its product is annotated as phospholipase A(1) DAD1, chloroplastic-like. The coding region runs from base 1 to 1245 and encodes 414 amino acids. The transcript has a single exon. NCBI's taxonomy places the organism in Eukaryota, Viridiplantae, Streptophyta, Magnoliopsida, Solanales, Solanaceae. Gene Ontology annotation, biological process: lipid metabolic process. Gene Ontology annotation, molecular function: glycerophospholipase activity. The record is from RefSeq and is a predicted model, not a curated record.